CCGCCAGCAGGGAAGAGACAACCUGCGGAGUGUCAGGAGCAGAGUGUCCCUGGUUACCCGGUCGUUCCUCCGCCACUCCAUCUACCAUUGUGACGUCAUGUUACUGUUGCGGCGGGACGGCUGCGUUCCGGUUCCGGAUGGUUGCCGGGGAGUGUGGGUACACAGAGCAGUCCCGAGGGACGUCGAGGGGUCGCGGUGAGCGGACCCGCGUGACGUGAGCCGCGGCACCAUGAGCCAGCGGCAGGUGCUGCAAGUGUUCGAGCUGUACCAGAACGCCAGGACCCGGUUUGUGCAGAUGGUGGCGGAGCAGGCAACCAGACCCCAGAACAUCGAGACACUGCAGAAUGCGGGUAUAAUGUCUUUGCUGAGGCCUCUUCUUCUGGACGUGGUCCCAACCAUUCAGCAGACUGCCGCCUUGGCCCUCGGAAGACUGGCCAACUAUAACGACGACUUAGCUGAAGCAGUUGUAAAGGGUGACAUUCUUCCACAGCUUGUGUAUUCAUUGGCAGAGCAGAAUUGCGUCUACAAGAAAGCGGCUGCGUUUGUGCUGCGAGCAGUUGGUAAGCACUCCCCCCAGCUGGCGCAGGCCACAGUUGACUGUGGUGCUCUGGACUCACUGGUCAUCUGCUUGGAAGAUUUUGACCCCGGAGUCAAGGAAGCUGCAGCCUGGGCACUUGCGUAUAUUGCAAGGCAUAAUGCAGAACUGUCACAAGCUGUGGUGGAUGCAGGAGCUGUUCCUCUUUUAGUACUCUGUAUCCAGGAGCCAGAGAUUGCUUUGAAAAGGAUCGCUGCCUCCGCCCUCAGUGACAUCUCCAAACACUCCCCAGAGUUAGCGCAGACCGUCGUGGAUGUGGGAGCUAUUGCUCACUUAGCCCAGAUGAUCCUCAACCCUGAUGAGAAGCUGAAGCAACAGGUCCUCGCAGCGCUGAGUCACAUCUCGAAGCACUCUGUGGACUUGGCAGAGAUGGUUGUGGAGGCAGAAAUUUUCCCAGUCGUUCUCACUUGUCUGAAGGACAAAGACGACUUUGUGAAGAAGAACGCUUGCACUCUGAUUAGAGAGAUCGCAAAGCAUACACCGGAGCUCUCCCAGCUCAUUGUUAAUGCAGGAGGCGUGGCCGCUGUGAUCGACUGCAUCGGAUCCUGCAAAGGGAACAUUCGUCUGCCUGGCAUCAUGAUGCUGGGUUACGUGGCCGCUCAUUCUGAGAACCUGGCCAUGGCAGUGAUCAUCUCCAAGGGUGUACCCCAGUUGUCAGACUGCCUGUCAGAAGAACUGGAAGAUCAUAUUAAGGCUGCAGCUGCCUGGGCUCUAGGGCAAGUUGGGAGGCACACUCCAGAGCAUGCUCGGGCUGUCGCCAUCACAAACACGUUGCCAGUGCUGCUGGCUUUGUACAUGUCCCCAGAGAGCUCUGAGGACCUGCAAGUGAAAAGUAAAAAGGCCAUAAAGAACAUCAUCCAAAAAUGCACCUACCUCCCGGCUCUUGAGCCGUUUCUCUAUGAUGCGCCUCCCAAUAUCCUGAAGUAUGUGGCUGGGCAGUUCAGUAAGGUGCUGCCUCACGACAGCAAAGCUCGAAGGCUUUUUGUAACCAGUGGUGGACUUAAAAAGAUCCAAGAGAUAAAAGCAGAGCCUGGUUCCAUCCUCCAAGAGUACAUCAACGACAUCAACAGCUGUUACCCAGAGGAAAUAGUAAGGUACUAUUCUCCUGGAUACUCAGACAUACUUCUGCAGAGGGUCGACAGCUAUCAGCCACUCACUAACUGAACAGAGUCUAUUACAACACUCAGAUUCACAGAAGAGUGAGGACAAUUGUGAAAGACCUUUCUAAAAUGUCUGAGCCAAGUACAUCCUAGUUUUCUUCGAUGUGAAAAACUUUAAUGUUUUUUAUAUUUAUGUAAUCCUUUAGAAAUAGCUGUAAUGUAUGAAAAAAGAUUAGUUAUAAUCAUUUGCAUGAAUAAAGAAAAAUUAAAAGGCAA
This is a messenger RNA of Mastomys coucha (southern multimammate mouse), 1971 nucleotides long. RefSeq names its product sperm associated antigen 6 (gene Spag6). The coding region runs from base 230 to 1759 and encodes 509 amino acids. The record is from RefSeq and is a predicted model, not a curated record. Gene Ontology annotation, molecular function: microtubule binding. Gene Ontology annotation, cellular component: microtubule cytoskeleton; sperm principal piece; axoneme. The transcript is spliced from 11 exons. Lineage: Eukaryota; Metazoa; Chordata; Mammalia; Rodentia; Muridae. Gene Ontology annotation, biological process: sperm axoneme assembly; epithelial cilium movement involved in extracellular fluid movement; filopodium assembly.